Molecule: messenger RNA, 6057 nt
Organism: Cuscuta epithymum
Lineage: Eukaryota; Viridiplantae; Streptophyta; Magnoliopsida; Solanales; Convolvulaceae
Source: the annotation of a GenBank genome assembly
UAGACCGUUGGGAAAGGUCGGCAUGAAUGAGGCAGUUGGGCAGCAGAGCGAAGACGGGAAGCAAGCUGGCCAUGCCGCUGUCGUCAUUUACUUAUCUCCCUCCAUCGAUCAAGCUGGCCAUCGCCAAAAUAUUUAUUCUCAUCGCUGGCUUACGUUAAAAGUCAUUCCUCAUAAUACGGCGCCGCAUAAUACUGCUCCAUGUUUUGAAUCCUACGAUUCGAUAAAUCAAAGAUUCUUUUCUGGCAAAUGGGGAAGGAGCGGGUGAUGUAUCCGGUUAGUGAAGUCAACUUGGAGACGGUGAAGUACGUGCCGGAAAAUAUACAAGCCCCGCAUUUGACUGGGCUUGGUUUGCAGUUAUUUGUCAAGUUGGCUGAAGCGCCAGCUAUAGGGUCAUUGAUUAUGGCUCGCUUGAAGAAUCAAAACAGAAUAGUAGAGAUGUUGAAGAACACCGUCAUUCCAGAGGCUCCAAUGUUUAAGCCUGAGUUCACACCACAAGAGCCAGAAUGUUGUGUAUCUUUAUUGGAAGAAGACGGAUCCCCUCAAGACAGGGUUGGCAUUGCCUUUAACUGUCUCCCACAUAAUGAUCCUGCUAGCAAUUGGACCUCUGAUAUGACUGUGUCAUUCCGCUACUGGAAGAUUCGUGACUAUGCUCACGCAUAUAGAUCGAAGCUUACAACUCCAUCACUGGUUGCUGAGUGCUUUAUCUCAGCCAUGGAGGAGUUUGAUAAUAAGAACCCAACAGCCCCUCUGCUGAUAUCCUUUAAUCCUGAUGAGGUUAGAAAGCAAGCUGCAGCUUCCACUCAAAGAUUUGAGGACGGAAACCCACUGUCAAUCUUGGAUGGAAUAUUCGUGGCCAUUAAAGAUGACAUUGAUCUCUACCAUCAUCCUACAAAAGGUGCUACAACAUGGUAUCACGAGGUUUAUAAAGUAGAAAAAGACGCAAUUUCUGUUUCAAGAUUACGCUGCUGUGGUGUCAUUUUAGUUGGAAAGGCAAAUAUGCAUGAGCUAGGCUUGGGUACAACAGGAAACAAUCCUAAUUAUGGGACAACAAGAAACCCCCAUGCUCCAAAGCGGUACACUGGUGGGUCAUCCUCGGGCCCUGCGGCAAUUGUAGCAUCUGGAUUGUGCUCUGCUGCACUUGGAACAGAUGGUGGAGGUUCUAUCCGGAUUCCUUCUUCCCUAUGCGGUGUUGUUGGCUUGAAGACCACAUAUGGACGUACUGACAUGCGAGGAGCAAUGUGUGGCGCUGGGACUGUGGAGAUCAUUGGACCUAUCACAGCAACUGUUGAAGACGCCAUUCUUGUGUAUUCAGCAAUAUUAGGAUCCUCUCCUGCAGAUAGAAUUUCUCUGAAACCGGGCCAACCUUGUGUACCUAAUUUAUCUUCAAAUGAAAGUUUGGAUGUUCUGGGAUCAAUGAGGUUGGGAAAGUAUACAGAGUGGUUUAAUGAUGUUUUCUCCCCUGAAAUAUCUGAAAAAUGUGAGGGUGUCCUGCAUCAACUGUCAAAAAAGUAUGGGUGCAAAGUGAUGGAGAUUGUAAUACCAGAGCUGCAUGAGAUGCGGACUGCUCAUAUUGUUUCCAUAGGCUCUGAAUCACUGUGCUCUUUGAAUCCUUACUUGGAGGGAGGGAAAGGAGCAAGAUUGACACAUGAUACUCGAACCAAUUUGGCACUUUUUCGGUCAUUCACAGCAUCAGAUUAUGUUGCUGCUCAGCGCCUUAGGAGAAGGCUAAUGUACUACCAUAUGGAGAUAUUUAAGAACGUGGAUGUCAUAGUAACUGCUACAACUGGCAUGACAGCACCCAUAAUACCAGCAAGUGCUCUUGCUGUUGGAGAGUCAAAUUUGCAAGUGUCAGGAAAUCUCAUGCGUUUCAUUAUAACCGCAAAUCUUCUGGGGCUUCCAGCCAUUUCUGUUCCUAUUGGUUACGACAUGCAAGGACUACCUAUAGGCAUCCAACUCAUAGGCCGACCUUGGUGUGAAGCUUCCAUUUUACAUUUGGCAGCUGCAAUAGAGGAGAAUUGUUCAUCCCCCAAGAGAAAGCCAUUGCAAUUCUAUGACAUACUCAAGGGAGGGAAUUGAACUCCCUUACAAAUAAGUUUUAUGACAAGGGAGUAUGCCGGCUGAAAAUUUGUCGGCAGUGAACAUUAAAUUAACUUACAAUGCGAUGCCCUCACCUUGUUGGAACAAUCUAGGAUGUCAAAGACUUAUAAGGAAACAUGGAAACAAUACCUGUUUUUGUUCAUCACGGUGGUUUUUGGAAUGAAGUCAUGGAAUAUGUAAACUUCUGUGUUUUUGGAAUUACUUUGGCUACAAACAACUCUUUUGCUGAUUUGAUUGAAAAGGUAGCAGAUAGGAUUGGAAUACAAACAACAUCAACCUCAUUAAUAGUUCAAUACAAAGUGAGAGACAACUAUCCACCACUAAUGAUACAAGAUAACUCAGCUCUGUUGUUUUAUUUGCAUCUGAAGAAACAAGAUACAGAUGUGACGAAGUUCCCUCUAUGCAUCACCACUGCUGGUGUACAAGAAGAAACAAAUUGCAACAUGUUUCUUGUUGGAAAUAAACAAGUGGAAACAACAUCUGGGAUACAAGAAGGAACACUGUCAGAAGAAAGCUCAACGAUUAGUGAAGAGAUAGACAUUAAUGCUUUUGUAUUAGCAUGGGCAAAUAAAACAACUGAUGAACUGCUACAAGAUAAAUUUGUGGAGUCAGAAGCAACAAAGUGCAACAACAGUGAUGUAGCCCCUGAAGUAGGACUGAUAUACAAGAACCGUGCUGAGUUCAAGAAAGCACUGAAGUUGAAUGCUAUAAAAAAUCACUUCCAGUACAUGACUGAAAAGUCAAAUAAGAUUUGUUUUGUGGCUAAGUGUUUGGAUGAAAAUUGCAGUUGGGAGAUAAAAGCAAAACAAAUUGGAACAAUGGGAAGGUUUAAAGUUGUGAAGCUUGUAAAUACACAUUCCUGCAGAUUAGAAGUAAGAUUAGCAGAUCAAAGGCAUGCAACAUCAAGUUUGGUAGCAGAAUGCAUUCAAUCUAAGCUAUUGGAUCCAAAGGCGCAAUAUAAUGCAACCGAUGUAAAGAGGGACAUGCUACAGGAAUAUGGUGUUGAAAUCAGUUACUUAAAAGCAUGGAGAGCAAAAGAAAAAGCACUAAAUAAACUCAGAGGAAAACCAGAAGAAUCAUAUGGCUUUCUGCCACGGUUCUUGAAUAUUGUGAAACAAACAAAUCCUGGAUCAUUUGUGCAACUUAAAAUUAAUGAAGACAACACAUUCUUGUAUGUCUUCAUGGCUAUUGAAGCAUCAAUUAAGGGCUGGGAAUUUUGCAGACCAGUUAUUGUAGUUGACGGGACAUUUUUGACUGGGAGGUAUGGCGGAACACUGUUAACCGCAUCAACACAAGAUGCUUGUGGAAAAAUAUUCCCUAUUGCAUUUUCUGUAGUUGACUCUGAGAAUGAUGAAUCUUGGAAAUGGUUUUUCAGAAAUAUUAAAGAAGCUUUGGUUUAUAGAAGUGGAAUGGUGAUUGUUUCUGAUAGACAUGAGAGUAUUGCAAAAGCUGUUUUAGAAGUGUAUCCAGAAUCUGGGCAUGGGGUAUGCAUAUACCAUCUAUUCAACAACCUCAAGACAAAGUUCAAAAGAAAAACAAAGAAAAUGAAAGAUAGUUUUUUUUGAAGCUGCACAAGCAUAUACCAAAGAUGACUUUGAUUGGCACAUUGAGGAACUGAAGAAACUGGAUGAGGGGAUAGUACCAUAUUUAUACUCAGUUGGGUAUGAAAAAUGGACUAGAGUUUUCUCAACAUAAAAAAGAUACUCAACAAUGACUUCAAAUAUAGCCGAAUCCUUGAAUGCCGCAUUGAAAAAGAUAAAAAAUCUGCCAAUAACUGCGUUGCUACAGUUCUUGCAUGCAUUGGUACAAAUAUGAACACAUAUGAACAGAAAUAUUGCAAGAAACACAUUUACCAAACUUGCAAAAGUUCCACAUGAAACACUAGAGCAAAACUACCUCAAAUGCAUGAAGCUAAAGGUAUAUAGUGCUUAAAUUAUAUGAAGUUAAAUUUUAUUAAAAACUGUGAAUAUAACAGUUUGAAUUGCAGGUGAUUCCUUCUAGUGAAGCAAUAUUUACUGUUUCUGAAAUGAACACAAGCUUCAUUGUUAACUUAGAGGAGAAGAAUUGCACUUGUAGAAGAUUCCAAAUUGAUGAAUUGCCAUGUAUUCAUGCACUGGCAGUACUCAAAAAGAUGAAUCAAGAGCCAUACAAAUUUUGCUCAUCUUACUACUUAAAGGACACGAUGCAACAAACAUAUCAACGGACUGUGCAUCCAAUUCCAGAUCAGGGGACAUGGCCAAUGAAUACUUGCGAUCAAAUGAAAAUCUAUCCCCCACAUGGAAGGAAAAAGUCUGGAAGGCCAAAGAAGCAGAGGUACAAGGCACACUGGGAGAGUACAAGUACACACAAAUGUGGGAAGUGUGGAAACCAAGGGCACAACAGAAAGACAUGUAGGAAUGCACCACAACAGUAGAAAGUUUCUAUAAUGUAGUUUCUAUAAUAUAAUUGUUUUACAAAAUCUCUCAAUUGCUACUGUUCAAACUCAAUUUAAUAUAAAUAUGCAUUCAUAUUGUUAGUGUCCAUUCUGUAUAAGUUUUAUUUAUAUUCUGUGACGAAAAGUUCUAUUAUGGGAUUAAAUACGAAAGCAGAAACAAUAAACAACAAGAAUAAACAAGUAAAAAACAACUGCUAUUUUUGAUAAACAAAAAGAAAUGAAAAGAAACAAUAGAAGAAACAAUUUUUUCUAAAGAAUAAACAGGCACAAACACAGUAAGGAAACAAAGUGUAGAAACAUGAAGGUAGUAAUGUAAUUACUUAAGGAAGACAUUCAGAAAACAAUGACAUAAACAUAAGAUAUAAAAUAAGACAUAGAAACAAACAGAAACAAACAGAAACAACAGAAACAAAUAUAAACAAUGAAAACCACUAACAGAAACAAACAGAAACAACACAAAAACAUAUGACACGGAACAAUAAUAUCUUUUCAAAACAACUGUGUAACAACAGUAAACAGUACAACUGUAUCACAAAAGUAAAACAGUAUGUUUCCAAAAGAACAAGUUCAUAUUUGGUUUUUACAUUACAAGAUCACAAAAACAAAAGUACAUUAAUUCUUGCUACAUCUAUUUAAUUAACUUCUUCAGCUUCUUCCUCCUGGGUUUGAUUUCUUCAGAAUCACUCUGGACUUCACCACUUAUUUUGGACAAUCCAUAUUGGUAGAGAAAGUAGGAAAGUCUGGUCCUGUAAAGCUCAAUAUCCAAAAAUUCAAGAACCGCUAUGCCAUCGAUGAAAUACUAAGCAAAAGCAGCAACAAAAGCACCACAGUCACUAUAAAAAGUACAAUAAAAAACAAUAUUGUCAAUGGUAGAAACAUAAACAAAAUAUUAAAAAAAAAAUAUAAUUAAAUAAAUGAAGUUACCAUGAUUCUUGGACAGGCAAGUCAAGCACAAAUUUCAUCUCUAUAUCCCUGUGAAUAUCCAAUCCAUACCUAGAGAAGUGAUCCAUAUGUCGAAAAAACAAUGGAAGCAUCACAAGUAGUGGCUGAACAACUUCUUUAGCAAGAGAUGCAUCCCUUGGACUGUUCAUUGAAUUAUAAACAUAAAUGCACCAAUCUUUGAUGCAAAACCUAGCAAGAAUCCAAUGCAUCUGUUUCUUAAUAUACAAUGGCAUGAGAACAUGUUCAACUUCAUCCCAAGGCUUAGAAUAGGGCAACUGCAAGCCUACAAUACAAUCACAUAUACUUGCAAAUUUUGACCAAGAAAAGGAUUUAUCCAAGGUUGCAGCAUAUGCUUUUUGUAUAUUGACUUGAAAAAGAACAUCAGUUGUUGUGAAACUGCAUUUGCAUAUCUUAGUAACUUUGGCUUUUUUCCUAAAAUAAUGAAAGAUCACAUCGAUAUGCUGCAAGAAAAGGGAAAAAAUAGAAAAAAUAAUAAUAAAUAAACAAAUAUAAACAAAUAUCAACAAAUAUAAAUAAUAUAUUAAAAAAGUAAAUAAGCAUACAGAAUCUGAUAUCAUUUGACC